AUGCGAGCGUAUGAUGGCUAUAGUAGAGCGCCGGGGAGUUUAUUGGUCUACUGUUACAAAAGGCUGGCUAAAAGUUGGGCCUUCUAUGUACUCAUCCCUGGGACCUGGGUGGUGGAACACGGUCAAUCUGCAACCGGAGAGCUGGUGAGACACAUAAUAGAAACACACCCUGCGUCCCGGGACACAAUAGUGGAGGUUGAGCGGCAGGACACCAAGAUUUAUAACUCCCUGAGCAAAUAUCUACAAGGCGUCGCCGAGAGGGAAUGGGCGGCUUUGAUCUCGUAUUUGGCGCAUGGGCACUUCUUCUACGGCGGCUUAUGGAGGAACCGGUCACCUGUCGCCGACGCCAAUAUCCGCGGUACCAUGAUUGGGAUCAUUAGCGACGUCAGUGUGCGUGGCCGAGCGCUGUGCUACUGCUCAACCAUGUUCAUCGCGCUGCAGACACGGCACAUUGUGCUGAUGGAUCUCAUCGCCAUAAGCCGCAGUGUUAUUGCAAUCAUCCCGCAUUAUGUCGACGCUGCGGUGCUUUAUGGCGCGGCGAUGCUUAUUAGAGCAACGACGGCCAGGGUCAGGCGGGAUGGGGAAACGGAGGACCCGCGGAGCAUCAUGCAUCGCAUGAGCAAGCCGGGUCGAGUCCUCAAACCCAAUCUUGAUACAAACGAAAAGCUGCUGGAUGUAAAAUAUGGCGUCUUUCUGGGGCAGUGUCGCACGCAGCGAGAGUGCCGACGAAGGGUGGACAAGCCGGUUUUUAGAUGGCAUCGAGGCCGAGAUUGA
Messenger RNA from Ilyonectria robusta, 774 nucleotides. RefSeq lists its product as uncharacterized. Gene Ontology annotation, biological process: carbohydrate metabolic process. The transcript has 3 exons. Bases 1 to 774 code for a protein of 257 amino acids. The record is from RefSeq and is a predicted model, not a curated record. Lineage: Eukaryota; Fungi; Ascomycota; Sordariomycetes; Hypocreales; Nectriaceae. Gene Ontology annotation, molecular function: kinase activity.